Molecule: messenger RNA, 6642 nt
Organism: Knipowitschia caucasica
Lineage: Eukaryota; Metazoa; Chordata; Actinopteri; Gobiiformes; Gobiidae
Source: the annotation of a GenBank genome assembly
AUGGACGACGUGAAGAAGACUCCUCAGACUGGAGACCAGGAGAGAGGAGAUAAGGGUGGAGGUGAGGGAGGAGACCAGGAGAGAGGAGUUAAAGGAGGAGAUGAGGGAGGAGACCAGGAGAGAGGAGUUAAAGGAGGAGAUGAGGGAGGAGACCAGGAGAGAGGAGAUGAGGGAGGAGGUGAGGGAGGAGACCAGGAGAGAGGAGAUAAGGGAGGAGGUGAGGGAGGAGACCAGGAGAGAGGAGAUGAGGGAGGAGGUGAGGGAGGAGACCAGGAGAGAGGAGAUAAAGGAGGAGAUGAGGGAGGAGACCAGGAGAGAGGAGAUGAGGGAGGAGGUGAGGGAGGAGACCAGGAGAGAGGAGAUAAAGGAGGAAAUGAGGAAAGAGGAGACCAGCAGAGACGAGAUGAGGGAGGAGACCAGGAGAGAGGGGAUAAAGGAGGAGACCAGGAGAGACGAGAUGAGGGAGGAGACCAGGGGAGAGGAGUUAAAGGAGGAGAUGAGGGAGGAGACCAGGAGAGAGGAGAUAAGGGAGGAGAUGAGGGAGGAGACCAGGAGAGAGGAGAUAAAGGAGGAGAUGAGGGAGGAGACCAGGAGAGAGGAGAUAAGGGAGGAGGUGAGGGAGGCGACCAGAAGAGAGGAGAUAAAGGAGGAGAUGAGGAAAGAGGAGACCAGCAGAGACGAGAUGAGGGAGGAGACCAGGAAAGAGGAGAUGAGGGAGGAGACCAGGAAAGAGGCGAUAAAGGAGGUGACCAGGAGAGAAGAGGCGAUAAAGGAGGUGAUGAGGAGAGAGGAGACCAGGAAAGAGAAGACCAGAAGAGAGGAGACCAGGAGAGUCGAGACAAGGGAGGAGAUGAGGAGAGAGGGCAGAAGGAAAGAGUUGAUGUGAGAGAAGAAGUUUCCGAUAUUGAGGUGGGAGAAUGGCUACUUACGAAGGACAGAAGAGGGAAGGAGAUAGGAGACAAAGAAGAAGAAGCUAUGGAGAUUGGAAAGAAAGGAACUGGAGAGGAAAUAGAACAGGAGGAGGGAGUAGAGGAGACACAGGAGGAGGGAGGAGAGGAGGUGUGUGCGGAGGAGCAGAGGAGGAAGAGGCUGAAGCUCUUUGGCGUGUGGAGAACAGAGUCAGAGUCAGAAGUGAAAGCUCCGGUUCCAGAUCCAAACUUCAGUCGCAGAUGCAGCCUGCAGCUGAGCCAAAGCAAAUAUAAGGAGGACUUUGAGAAGAUGAAGGGACAGAGCCAGUUUGUGCCCGAGGUAGAGCUGCUGCUCUCACACCAGCUGCGUCCCAUUGUCUCCCAGAGUCAGUACAAAGCUGAUGGGCUUAAGGAGGCCGCCAUUUCGCUCUACUCUGUUCUACCAGAAACACCAGAGAUGCUAAGAGCCAGGGACGCUUCCCAGCUGCAAAGCCAGGUGAACUACAGAAGCAGACGAGACAGCUCCUCUUCUCUGUUCAGUCUUCUGCCUCAAACCGCAGAGACUCAAUUCCACAAGGAUCUGCAGGAGCUCAUCAGCGAGAAUAAGUACUAUGAGGAAGGCCGGAAGGAGCGACGCAUGUCUCUGUUCAGUCUGCUGCCAGAGACCGGAGAGACCCAACACGCAAAGAGCCUGAUGCCCUUCCAGAGCCAGGUGCUCUACAGUGAGGACAGUCGGAGGAGAGCGUCAGUGUCUCUGUACUCUCGUCUGCCAGACACUCCGGAGAUCCAGCGCGCUCUAGAGCUCACCCAGCUGCAGAGUCAGGCAAACUAUCGACCAAAGCUGCUGGUGAGAGGAGCGCCCUCGUCUCUGUACUCUCAGCUCCCAGACACUCUGGACCUACAGUUCUCCAGAGACAUGAGUCAGAUCCACAGCCAGAGUAAAUACGUGGAGCAGAGCAGAAGGAGACAGUCCCAGACCCUGUUCCACCAGCUCCCACAGACCCUGCAGACCCUGCACGCCCGGGCCGUGGGCCAGCUGCAGAGCCAGACUCAGUAUAGACACACUGCUCCACGCUCAAGUCUGUUUUCCGUUCUGCCGCAUACUCUGGACACGGCUCAUGCCAAACUGGCCUCAGAACUCAUCAGCCAGGUGCAAUACAAAAAGGAGGCUCUCUCUGAGAUGAGGCUGAAUCUAUUCUCUCUGCUGCCACGCACACAACAAAACAACACCUCCUGUGGGCAGAGCCAGGGUCUCUUUGGGUCAAAGCUCCAUGAGACGCUCUUCCACCGUUUACCACAGACGCUAGACACGCUCCACGCAGCACACGCCUCGCAGCUGCUCAGCAAGCGUGUGUACCAGGCGGCGCUAAGGGAGGCUCUGGUUCGACCUGUUUAUCACAAGCUGCAGGAGACUCUGGAAACACAACAGGCGAGAGACAACACACACCUGUGCAGCGAGGUGAGGUAUCGGGAGGAUGGGAGGAGGGUCCAAACCCAGAGCUUCUACUCUCAGCUCCCUCAGACCUCCGACACAGAGUUCCACCAGAGGAUCUCCAGGCUGCAGAGCCAGGCGGAAUACAGGAAGCGAACGCGACACCAGGGCCCAGCGCUGUUUUGCUCUCUGCCUCAGACUCUGGACACACUGAAGGCCAAACACAUGGGCACCAUCCAGAGCCAGGUGCAGUACCGCCAGCAGCCUCCAAGGGCGUUGUUCUGCUCUCUGCCCCAGACAAUGGACACAGAGAGGGUCAGAGCUCUAAGUCAGCUGGUCAGCCAGGUGAAAUACAAACAGGAGCUCGGGAGUCAGCCGCUGUUCCACCUGCUCCCUCACACUCUGGACACACACUUCGCACAGUGUAUGUCUGAGCUCCAGAGUCAGGUCUCAUACAAACGUGAUCUCGAGGAUCAGACCCACAGUCUGUUCUCCAUUCUGCCCCAGACUUUGACCACACAGUUUGUGAAGGACAUGGAACUGACACACAACCAGCUGAAAUAUCGACUGGAGGCAAAGCAGAAGCUGCAGGAUUCUCUGUUUAAAACACUUCCCCAAACUCUGGAGACAGAACAUGCCAAAGAGAGAGCGAGACUGUUCAGUGAGAGGCAGUACCGUCACCAGGGUCUGAAGUGUCUCCGCUCCAGUCUGUUUCAUCUUCUACCUCAGACCCCAGAAACCAGGUUCAACCGAGACUUGAACCAAGUCCUGAGCCAGGUGAAAUACAGACAGCGGCCUGAGAAGUGUCUCUACUCUGAGCUCCCACAAACCAACGAGAUACAGAGAGCAAAAGCUGUGGGUGAUCUCAUCAGUCAGGUGAAGUAUAGACAGAAUUCUCCAAAGUUCUCGUCAAGUUUGUUUUCAAAGCUUCCCCAGACUCCAGAGACGAUCCAUGCUAGAAAUCUAUCUGAGAUCCACAGCAAGGUGAAGUACAAACAGGACUCCAGCAAAAGUCUUUUUCAUCAGCUCAGAGAAACUCCCCAGACUCAGCUGUCCAGAGCUCUGCAGGAUUUAUACAGUCAGGUGAAGUACCAGCAGGAGGUCCGCAGCUCUUUGUCUCAGAACCUGUUCUCUACAAUGCCCCAGACCCCAGAGACUCUCCAGGCCCAGAUCCAGUCCCAGCUGCAGAGCCAAGUCUCAUACAAACGUGAUCUCGAGGAUCAGACCCACAGUCUGUUCUCCAUUCUGCCCCAGACUCUGACCACACAGUUUGUGAAGGACAUGGAACUGACACACAACCAGGUGAAGUACGCAGCGUCCAUGAAGCAGGACUCGGCUGCUCCUCUGUUCCACUCAAUGCCACAAACUCUAGAGACGGAGAGAGUGAAGGAGGUGACCGCUCUACAGAGCCAGCUGAAGUACUCUGAGGGGAGGAAGGCGCUCGACCGACCCUUAUACUCUCAGCUGCCUCACACUGCAGACACACAGAGGGCUGCCAAGAUGGCCGACCUCAGCCAGGUGAAGUAUCGUCAUGAGGGAGUGAAGCAUCUGUCCCACAGUCUGUAUGCACAGCUGCAGGAGACCACAGACACCGCCCUGGCCAAGAGUGUGACCCAACUGACCAGCAAGAGUAAAUACACAGAGGAUAGUCGAAAGCAGGCGUCUGUCCCGCUGUUCCACCAUUUGCCCUUCACACCAGAGAUCCAGCAUGCAAAGGAAGUAACGAGACUGCAGAGUCAGGUGAAGUACAGGGAGGGGCAGGAGCACAGCUCCCUCUACAGUCAGCUCGCAGACUCACAGGAGACCAGCUUUGCAGCCGCUGUGAGCCGACUUCAGAGUCAGGUCGUGUACCGACAGAAGGGGAAAGCCGACCUCCGCAGCUCCAUGUUCCACCUCCUUCCUGAGACCAGAGACACAACCUUCAGCAGAUACCUGUCUGAGCUAUACAGCCAGGUCUCAUACAAACGUGAUCUUGAGGAUCAGACCCAUAGUCUCUUCUCCGUUCUGCCGCAGACUCUGACCACUGAGUUCGUGAAGGAAGUGUCGGAGGCUCUCUCCCAGAACAAGUACAAAGCCUCAGGGAAGAAGGAUCUGGAGAAAAGUCUGUUCUCAGUUCUACCAGAAACAAAAGACACACAACACGCAAAAGAGGCAACACAACUGUGCAGCCAGUGGUCGUACUCUGAGGGGAGCAGGAAGGAAGCGGUCUGCAGUCUGUACGCUCUCAUGCCUCAGACCAUUGAGACCGUGUUCGCCAAACAGGUCUCCAGAGUUCAGAGCGAGAAGUUCUACAAAGAACAGUAUAACCGAGAGAAAGGACGCAGCAGCUUCAGCCGACUGAAGAGUCUGCCCCAAGUGGAGCACGCCAUGGAGGUGUCCAAGAACCAGAGUCAGGUGAACUAUUCAAAGCAGAACUUUGAGCAGAUGCAUCAGUUCCGCUCGUCGUCAGAUCGCCCCGACAUCAUCACCGCCUCUAACGCGUCCAAACUGGCCAGCGAUGCGGCCUACAAGAGCAGCUCGAAAGCCCCAGUCCUCAGUGACAGCUCUCUUCUCUCUCGCACAGACAUCCAGCACGCUCAGCAGGCCUCCUCCCUCUUCAGCGAGGUGAAGUACAAAGAACAGGCUCAGAAACAGAGGAGCGCGUACAACCCUCUGGACUGUGUGUCCUUCAAGCAUAUGCAGGCCGCAGCCGCCCUGGCAUCACAGGUCAAAUAUAAGUCGUGUCAGAAUGAGUCUGUGAGCGACAUCCCCAACCUCCUGCAUCUGCAACACACUCUACAGGUGUCCAGACUCCAGAGCUCUGUUAACUACAGACGACAGUACGAACAGAACAAAGGCCAGUUCCACUCUGCUCUGGACACAGCUGAACAGCGCCACCACAGGGACAACGCGGUACUGCACUCACAGGUGAAAUAUAAAGAGGAGUAUGAAAAGAACAGAGGACGCUCUCAGAUGGAGUUUUCCAACACUGAGGCCUACAAAGUCUCCAGAGAGGCCCAGAAGAUGACCAGCCAGAGAGAAUACCAGAAGGACUUCUUGGAGCAGAUGAAAAUGAAGCCGCUGAUAGAAGUGGAUCAGACUCCGGCUUUUAAAGUAGCUCGUCUGGCAGCUUCCAUCCUCAGCGAGAAGGAGUACAAGAAGGACCUGGAGGAGCUGAAGGGGAAGGGCCUCUCUGGAGGUGGGUUAGAGGAGACCCCAGACCUGCUGAGAGCCAAGAACGCCACAAGUAUACUCAGUGAGAAGGAGUACAGGAAGGGUCUGGAGGAGGUGAGGGGGAAGGGCCUGUCUGGAGCUGGGUUAGAGGAGACUCUGGACCUGCUGAGAGCCAAGAACGCCACCAAUAUACUCAGCGAGAAGUCGUAUAAACAGACGAACCUCGGAGAAAACUCCUACGGCUCCGUCACCGACACUCCUGAACUUCUGCACGCCUCCUACGUCAAGGACAUCUACAGCCAGAGAGCGUACAGCGACGCUGCGCAGCGACAGAGGAGCAGCUACAGUCUGGUCUGUGACUCUCCAGAACUGGAACGACUUCGUUACUCAUGGGACUCCAAGUUGAUGCGUGGGCUCAUGUCUUCAGUCGCUGAGACUCCAGAGACCGUCCUGGCCCGGGACAACACCCACAAGUACAGCCAGGUUCAGUACAGAGACGUGGUCGGACAAGGGACCGCUGUGACGGAUACUCCAGAAAUGCAACGAGUCCGAAGGAACCAGGAGAACAUAAGCAACGUGAAGUACCGCAGUGGGCUGCAGGAGCUGAAGGGGCGGAGCCUAUCUCACCUGGACACACCUGAGUACAGACGAGUGCGGCGCAGCCAGGAUGCCGUCUCCAUGGCCAAGUACCACGAGGACUUCGACCGAUCCCGCGGUAGAGGGUCUGCGCUGGGAUUGGAUGAGCCAGGGAUGGAGCGGUACCACAGAGCCAAUCAGAUGAUUGGGGGAGCGGGCUUUAGUCGAGGGACACACCCCCAGAACACCGACACGGACAGACGGCCUGGAGGCGUCAUCAUGGCUCCUGUCCUUCCUGUGGCCUACCAGCAGGUGGCAGCACAACAGCAGCACAGCUACAUGCGUCAGACCAGCCUCUCCUCUGUGAGAUCUGUGACCUCUCCCCCUGGAUUGAACCAGUGUGUGUACAGAGCUCUGUACGAUUACUCGGCUCAGGAUCAUGAUGAGGUUUCGUUCAGAGACGGAGACUUGAUCUUAAACGCUCAGCUCAUCGACCAGGGCUGGAUGUAUGGGACCGUACAGAGGACCGGCCAGUCCGGCAUGCUGCCCGCCAACUACGUCCAAAGCAACUGA